AUGAUUUUAUCAUGUCUAUUAUAUUUAUUAAUAUAUAUAGUAAUUACUAUAUGGUGUUAUUCAUUGUAUAAUCAAGAAUUAAUACAGAAAUAUUCAAAUAAUUUAUAUAUACCAAAACAUUUAAUUAAUAAUCACCUCAAACAAAUUGCAAAUGCCACUCGCUUAGAUUUAAUAGAGUUAAAUAUUGAUGAAAAUACAAUUCAUGAAGAUGUUAAACCAACAGUUAAAUUAGCACCUAAUAAUAAAAAAAAUACAAUAAUCGGAAUAUUAUUUAGUAUAUCAAUUUCUUCUAGUAUAGGGUUAAUUAUAUUAAUGAUGUGUGAAUUAGGUGAUCAUUUUAACGUUGAUUCAAGAUUAUUGAUGUUUAAAUUCACAAUUGAUAUUCUAAUGUUUUUGCUAGCUAUCGUUAUACCAUACUUUAUUAUAACUAUACUUCUAAAUCAAGACUUAAUACCUCGAAAAUCAUAUCAAAUUGGAUCUACAAUUGGUUUAUUCAUACUAUGGUCUUAUAUAUUACAUAAAUGUGGUGAUUUAACUCAAGAUUAUAAUCCAAGAGGUCAAACUUCAAGGAAUUUAAUAGAGAGAAAGAUUAAUGAGGUCUCAAUAGUCGGUAUUACUAUUUUAGCUAUACUUUCGGGAAUUGGUUCAGCUACAACUCCUUAUAAAACAUUACCUAUUGAACAUUAUAUUAAUAAAAGUAAACCAGAGACAAAAGUAGGUGAACAUGAUAUAAACUCAGCUAUACAAUAUUAUAAUAAUACUACAUUAUUAUUAGAAAAAAGACAACAAGAACUAACUAAAUUACAAUUUGCAACUGGUGGGACCAUAUAUAAUUUACCUAGUGCUAAUAAUUCCGGAAAUCUCGCUCCAAAACGUGGAAUACUACAUAAAGUACAGUCAUUUGCAAAUUUAUCAGUGGCUAAUACCCAAGAAGAAGAAAUGGAGACUGAAAUAAAGUCAUUGACUAAGCUCAGAGACUCUUUAUAUAAUGAUUUACUUAAGUUGUUGAAGAAAUUUCAACAACAAUCACAAAAUAAAUCAACAUUAGAUUUAAUACUAAUUUAUGGGAACUAUUUUUUAACUGGUUAUUGUAUUUAUCGUAUACUAAAUGUGUUUUUUAUAAAAUUACCAUUAUUAUAUUUCACAAAAGAGAAGAUAGUUGAGUCAGCAGUUGUUGAACCAGAAGAAGCACCAUCAUCCAAAGAUGCAUUAGCUAUAACCUUAUCAAAAUUAAUACUAUCAAUUAUAUCUGUACCCAUGUCUGAAGCACAAUUAGUCAAUCAAUUAAGUUUCAUACUAUCUGGUAGUUUAUUUAUAUGCUCAUUCUCAAAUGUGUUGAGAACAUUUCAAUCCUUCAACAAGUUUUUUAAUCCAGAUUCAGAAUUUACUAAAAAUUGGUUAAAGCAUUUAUUUAUUGCUGAAUUAUUAGGAGUUUAUGUUAUUGCCACUGCAUUAUUAAUCAGAACUAAUUUACCCACAAAUUUAUCAAAUCAAAUAUCCAAAAUCUUAUCAUUAUCUGGUAGUUCAAAUGGUCGUACGACAUCAGUUGAAGAAGUUGUAUUUAUAGACAAUUGGUUUGAUAAAAUAUUUGCAUUAUCAUGUAUAAUAACGAUAUUAGUUAUUGUCAUUGAGAAAUUUCUUGAAUCUGAAUCGUAUUCAUAUGAUGAAGAGCUGUUUAUAGAAGGUUCAGAAUAUAAAUUGGCAUAA
Messenger RNA from Insectozyma verbasci, 1707 nucleotides. NCBI's taxonomy places the organism in Eukaryota, Fungi, Ascomycota, Pichiomycetes, Serinales, Debaryomycetaceae. The record is from the annotation of a GenBank genome assembly.